GUACAAGAUUGGGAACAAGGUGCUGCCUCACUUCAAGGCCUGGGUCGAGUCGGCGUUGGGCGUCGACCUUAGUGUCCUCAUGCCGGCUCAGCCCCCGCCUUCAGACCAGGAACUUCCGCCCCCCAUAAUCAACGAGGCAUUCCUGGAGGACGUUCGUCGUGCCGGCAUUUCCUACUCGGCCGAUGGCCAGGACAGGCUUUUCAGGGCACAUGGUCACACCAUGCGUGAGAUCUUCAUCCUGCGGGAAGGUUCGUUCGCUCGCAUUCCCGACUUGGUCGUCUGGCCGCUGUGCCAUGAAGACGUCGUCAGUCUGGUGUCCCUGGCUUCGCAGCACAACGUUGUCGUCAUACCAUUUGGAGGUGGCACGAGCGUGUCGGGUGCCCUCGAAUGUCCGGUUACAGAGACCAGGAUGAUUGUUUCACUGGACACAUCUCAAAUGAACCGUAUCCUGUGGGUUGACAAGGUGAACAUGACUGCCAACAUUGAGGCUGGCAUCAUUGGCCAGGACCUGGAGAGACAGCUGGCAGAGCAUGGCCUUUGCACGGGCCACGAGCCAGACUCGUACGAGUUCAGCUCGCUCGGUGGCUGGGUGGCGACUCGGGCAUCCGGGAUGAAGAAGAACGUGUAUGGCAACAUUGAGGACCUGGUGGUGCACGUGCGGCUGGUCACGCCCAGUGGCACGGUCGAGCGCAGCUGCCAAGUGCCCCGCAUCUCUAGUGGGCCCGACGUGCACCACUUCGUGCUUGGUUCGGAAGGUACCCUGGGUGUGGUUACACAGGUGGUGCUCAAGGUGCGGCCGCUGCCGCAGUGCCAACGCUACGGCUCCAUCGUCUUCCCCACUUUCGAGCCGGGUGUCGCCUUCUUGCAGGAGGUCACCCGACAGUGCAAACUAAGCAUCCCAAGGCUACAAGCAGCAUCACCAGAUGCAGACCAAGACCUCCACAGUGAAGCGUGGGAGGCUGCUAUCUCCCAGCUGGACUUGGUAGAGCAGCGUCAACUCGUUGCUCGAACCGGGCGGGAUGUCCAGGUCAGAGGGUUCCUGGAAUAA
Molecule: messenger RNA, 1048 nt
Organism: Rhipicephalus microplus (southern cattle tick)
Lineage: Eukaryota; Metazoa; Arthropoda; Arachnida; Ixodida; Ixodidae
Gene: Agps
Product: alkyldihydroxyacetonephosphate synthase
Biological process (GO): lipid biosynthetic process
Cellular component (GO): peroxisome
Molecular function (GO): alkylglycerone-phosphate synthase activity; FAD binding
Source: RefSeq, a predicted model, not a curated record